AUGGCAUCUUAUAAGAUGAUAUUUUAUCUAUUUUGUCAUUUCAAACCUUCACCUUCCGACCCCAGCAAAUCUAUUGUCCCAUUUCCCACAUUAUUGAAUAAAUUUAUCUGCUCAUUUUCCGAUUCAUCCUCCGUUUUCUCAUUUUUUCCUGUGUUUAACCCAAGAAGAUUCCUCAGAUUCCAUUUGACGUCUUCGUAUUUGGUGUCCAACUCCUCUUCAAUGCCGCCGCCCGGGACCCCCUUGUCUGGCCACAUGAACAAUUUGUUUGAUGUGCCUGAUGAUGGUGUGGGAGACGAUCAGCAAUCCACGUCUAUCAGGCAAAACCCUUUAUGCCGAGUCGGAACAGUAGGUCGAGAGACCUUCGAAAAGAACAAUCAGAUGGCAAUCAAGGUGCGAUUCAAGAUCUACACCAACAUGGAAGUUGAAAUCAACACGCCGAUUCAGGGCACCCCUAAAGUCGGCGCUACUAAGAAACCAGCGAAGGCUGAUGGACUCAAUCUUAUAGAUUCUGAGGCUAUCAACACCGGCUUUCUAGAGAUCAAGACUUGUCCAAUCGGAAUGAGUCUGAACAAGUUCAAGAACCUGGUGGCCGGAGCCUGCAAAGAGUAUGAGGGAGGUUUGAAAAAGUUGAUUCUCAACAGUGUUUUUUCGCCCAACCUAAAGUGGAAGACCACCGUAGGACGCUCCAAGGUUGUUCUUGAUGGUGCUGUUCAAUGGAAAAGUUUUGUCAAAGCCCUCGAAAAAUCAAGCAAAAAAAUGGGUGUGGUUUCAAUCAAAAACGAUAAUAUGCAAGUCAGAGUUAAAUUAAGCGACAAGGAAUCGGCAACCAAAAAACUUAUUGCUGCGACUAAUGGCAAUGGCAAUGGGGCUGAGGAUCAGGAAUCCAAGCAUGACAAGAACAAGCAAGAGUUAAAUACUCUGGCCAACCAGAUUUUUAGCCAACAUGCAAUUGGGACGUACGCUGGAGGUGCGAUGGCCAACAUUGCAACUGUGCAUAUCCCCCCUAAUACUCCGGAGUUUUGGUAUGAAAUCAAGAAAAACCAGCGGAUCCACCCUGUCAUGGGUGUGGAUGAUCGGGUUGGACUUCAAUUGAAAGGCAGCUCUCAAAGAUCUCAUGGUGCCAAUCAUGUCUUGCGUUCAAUUGGACACGCUCAGGCCGGUGGUUUGGGUUUGAAGAAGAAGCAUCCAGCUCAAAUGCCCAAUAUCAAGCCCGAUAUCAUGAAGAUUGGCAAUAAACGUAAUGGGUUGGCCUCAACCAACAUGGGGGAUAUCAAACCGGACUUGAAGAAUAUCAAGGUUGUUUCCAUCAAUGAACCUAUCUAUGUAUCCAGCGAGUAUGAAAGCAACUGGGACACUGAAGGUGAGAGUAGCAGUUUUGAGUUUGAGGUCCAAAGACCCUCCACCUCUCACACGGUCCAAUUUGAGCUCUUCCUCGCCAACUGCAAGAUCUCCCUUGACAAUGUCAAAACCCAAACGCUUCUCAGAGAAGCUGGCUUUGUUUCGUGGACGGACUUGAUUCCGAGUGUACAACUCACUGAAUCAACUUUAACCUUCAAAGGGAUUGACUGGCAAAUUGCCAACCACCUGAUGAGCAAAGCUCAAGACUGUUACAUGAAAUUUUAA
Molecule: messenger RNA, 1623 nt
Organism: Melampsora larici-populina 98AG31
Lineage: Eukaryota; Fungi; Basidiomycota; Pucciniomycetes; Pucciniales; Melampsoraceae
Exons: 9
Coding region: 1-1623 (540 amino acids)
Source: RefSeq, a predicted model, not a curated record